This is a messenger RNA of Acipenser ruthenus (sterlet), 6633 nucleotides long. Its product is annotated as neuronal tyrosine-phosphorylated phosphoinositide-3-kinase adapter 2-like. The transcript has 7 exons. Lineage: Eukaryota; Metazoa; Chordata; Actinopteri; Acipenseriformes; Acipenseridae. The coding region runs from base 1321 to 3438 and encodes 705 amino acids. The record is from RefSeq and is a predicted model, not a curated record. Gene Ontology annotation, biological process: neuron projection morphogenesis; phosphatidylinositol 3-kinase/protein kinase B signal transduction.
GCAUCAGCAGUAAUUGUGUGUGCAUCACAUUGCUGUUCAGUAGGUGCCAGUUUGGAGUUCUGUUAAUAAAAGAUCUGCAUUUUUCUUUCAUCUAUAGUUGUUUGGUAGCUAUUCAGUCCUGUGUAAAUGAUGUCUAGCAUGUAAUCCUUUUUUAUUUAUUUAUUUAUUUUUGCUUCCCUGUUUGCUUCUAAGAAUUUGUGCAUGCAGAGAUAAAAGCAGGAGAGAAGCUGUUGCCUAGGCAGGAGGCUCUAAUGAGGACCUGCACCCCUGGGAGCUGAAAUCUGAUGCGGAGUGAGAUCGCCUUCCUGCUUGUGUGGUGAUUGCUGCUUCAUUUGCUUCCCCCUCUGUCAAAGACUGGCCUAGGCAGGAGCUGUCCGUGGUCCUGGAAUGCAGUCUGAGGGGGCUGGUGAAUGUUGACAGAUUGCAACCCAGACACAGAGAGAGAGAGAGAGAGAGAGAGAGAGAGAGAGAGAGAGAGAGAGAGAGAGAGAGAGAGAGAGAGAGAGAGAGAGAGAGAGAGCGCUAAAAAGGGAUGAGAUUUGCUUCGCUGUUGAAGGUAGGCUUGCUCUUUGUCUCGUGAUUUACAAUUACGAAUCCCUAAUUAAUCUGCUGCUGCAGCUUUGACAGACUGAGGCAGCUAAAGAUUGCAAGCCUGCCGGUGGUGGUCACGGGAGAGAGAUAAUACCUCAAGCCAGGCGGAUCCCAACCUUCUGUAUCUAAGGGGCAUGAAGAAGCAUCUUUCUUGAAAGUAGGUCUCCCCACUUGUUUUGAUUUUUGUUUGCCAGUGGUGUCUGUGUUUUGUCUUUACAAAUACCAUGUGCAAAUGAAGCUUGCUAGUGAGCCUGAUGUGUCUGCAUUAGGUUGUGUUGUUCUGUUCUGUGUGGUAAAGUGGAUAAAAAAGCAUCCAGCUUCCUCUUUGCUGGACAUCCAGGCAAGGUACAAUUUGCAGCUUCCCCUUGUCUCUUUUCUCUGUGAUGGGGGAAUGAAGAAGCACUGUUUGGUUCCAUUACACCACUGAAAUAUUUUGCAACCAAUUUGAAAAGGAAUUGCAUUGCGGACAUGAAGAUGGUUAUAGUCAAAUUGACACUAAUAUGGGAUUCCAAGGAGCUGCUCCAAGCCUUUUCUGUAUGAAAACAUGACUUCAAAAGUGAAGAAUAUUUAUUUUUGAGCCAUUAACUGGCCAUUUUCUUAUGGUGCUGAAAUCUACCUUUUUACCUGCACUGAAGUUAACUGCAGAAAAAGGCUUUGCUAAGAAGAAAUUAACCACAGAGCUAGAUUCAGCAUUUUUUUGAAGUACUUUCUGAUUGCCUUUGAGAAACAAUGAAUUCAAAAGAAGAAGAAGCCACUUUGACUCGGUUUUUCCAGUAUGUUGAAGACAGAGGACUCCGAGUCUACGAUGGUUUGGUUAUACAGAAUGCCUCAGACAUUGCCAGGGAGAAUGACCGAAUGAGGAAUGAAACCAACUUAGCUUACCUGAAAGAGAAAAAUGAGAAAAAUAGGAGGCAGGAAGAGGCAAUAAAACGCAUCGGGGAGGACGUUGCAAGAGGAGGCGAUGGUGGCUAUGUGGGAAAGCAUUUCCGAAUGGGAUUUAUGACAAUGCCUGCCCCACAGGACCGACUACCCCACCCUUGUGGGGUUGGAUUUUCUGUUAGGUCACAGUCUCUGCACUCAGUUGGGGGUGGAGAUGAUGACGGUGUCAAUUCACGCAAGCAGCCUCCCCCCAAACCCAAACGGGACCCCAACACUAAGUUGAGUAGUUCCUCAGAAACUGUCAAUGCCGGGACAACAUGUAAAGCAUGGAAGGAUUUGGAUAAAAAUGACGCAUCAACGAAACCAAGGCCAUAUAGUGAUGAAUAUACAAAGAAGAUCCCCCCUCCAAAACCCAAAAGAAAUCCUAACACUCAGCUGAGCACGUCUUUCGACGAGUCGUACAUCAGGAACCACUGCUCCAUGAAGUCAUCAAAGAGGGAAAAGUCCUCUUCACAGACGCACAGUCCAGCCCGAGACACUGACGAGGAUGAGCCUGUGUACAUUGAAAUGGUGGGAAAUAUACUAAGAGACUUCAAGAGGGACAAUGAGGACCAAAGUGAAGCGGUAUAUGAGGAAAUGAAGUACCCUAUAUUUGAUGAUCUUGGCCAGGAUGCCAAGUGGCCCGUUAUUUGCAAUUAUGAAAACGUUAGCUGUACUACUCCUACAGUGCCUGAUCUGGAAUUAAUUAAAUCCAUGGUGCCAUCAGCUCCGAAGGGCAUGCUUUGUGAAAUCCCACCCCCCUUUCCAAAUCUGCUGUCCCACAGACCACCACUGCUGGUCUUUCCACCCGCACCGGCGCAGUGUUCUCCAAACUCGGAUGAGUCUCCUUUGACCCCUCUGGAAGUCACCAAGCUGCCCGUUCUGGAAAACGCUCCUUAUAUAAAGUCUGGAGUUUCUCCCUCUACUGCAUCACCUCAGACCUCCAUCCACCACAAAAUAGAAAAGGAGCUGCCUGCGAUGCACACCAGCACAGCUUCUGGACGCUCGUCUGCCCCGCCUCUUCCGUCAAACUUGUACAAAUCAUCGGCUUCCGCUCACGGAUAUCCCAGGAGCCACUCAGCUUGCCCGUCUCCCGUGAGCAUGGGGAGGUCUCUAACUCCCUUAAGCCUCAAGAGACCCCCACCCUAUGAAUCUUUACAUUCAGGGAGUAUCCCCAGAAGCUAUUCUUCAGUGCCUCACUCGUCAAUCAAGAACACUUCACAGGAAGGGACGAAACUGGCAAACUCCUCCUCCAGUGCACAUGGCUCCAUGCAAAACGUGUCCCGGUCAAGAACACCCACAAGUCCUUUAGAUGAACUAGCAAGCCUUUUUACCUCAGGGCGGAGCCUUUUGAGGAAAUCUUCCAGUGGCAGGAAAUCCAAGGAGUCUGCAGAGAGUGAAGCAAAGAGCAGAAGCCACAGCACUGAGCCUCUUCUCAAGCACGAGAGCAAAGACAAAGGGUGUCACGGGACCAUGAAAGAGCCGAAGGCGGCCCAUGAAUGGGACGAUGAGCCUGGACAACCAGCAACAGCAACAUCCAGUCGGCUAGGAAGAUCGUCUGUCAGCCCAACUUUAAUGUUAGAGAGCAGCAGUUCAGAAUCGAAAGCAGUUUGCAAGCUAGGCAGAUCUGCAUCCACCUCAGGUGUGCCUCCUCCCUCCGUCACCCCCUUCAGGCAAGGCAGCGAGAUGCAACAGAGCCAGGUAUCACAUAUGCAAUGGGUAUACGGGGACAACACCAUGAUGGAAAUGAUAGAGAAGAAGCGCUGCCUAUGCAAAGAGAUCAAGGCGAGACAGAAACCCGAUAAAGGUCUUUGUAAACAGGACAGCAUGCCUAAUCUGCCAAGCUGGAAAAAGAACAAUGGAAACAAGAAGUACAGUCCUCCCCCCUACACCACACAAACUACUGUGUUCUGGGACACGGCCAUCUGACAAAGUCCUGGGUGGAACAUAUUCUCCUGGGUUGCAACCUUUGACCUGUGCAGGUAGAUCAAAGGUUUCCUUAAUAGGGUGACAGUUGUGACCUAUGGCUUUACUAUCGGAACUAGGCAAUACAGAAGAAAAUGGGAGCUGUCCAAAAACGUAGCAAAUGUAUACCCGAGGGUUCAGAUUAUCAUGUUUUCUUAUUACUGAUUAUAUUUCAUAUUUUUCUAUUGGAAUAAAUGUCUUAAUAUUAAAUCUGUUUAGUAUUACCUAGAUAUUUUCUAAACAAACAAAAAAAGUAGAUUUAGAAUGAUUCAACAUGUUUUUGAUCUUGUUUUAGUUGUACUUUUGUUGCAAGACGCCCAUAGUUCUUUAUCAAUUAUUAGUACCAGUAUGUUAGGCCAAUUAGUGAGCCUUUCACUUCAUCUUUUUUUUUUGUAAUUUUCAAAAUUAAUUUUCCUACGACUAUAUUAAAAACAAAAUAAUAAUAUUUUAAUGGACGUAUAUUUUGAGAUCUGUAUUUCGAACAUUUUAUCUAUGAGACAGCUUGAAUUUUAUUAAGACAAACCAGCCCGGUUAACUAAGUUAAAAUGUUUUAUUGUGUAUGUGCUAUUUGAACUAUCUGGUUCCACAUGCUCCAGUAUUCUGAUGAUUUGCAAUCUUGUGCACUACCCCUUAAAUUAAUGGAAAAAUAUCUGUGUGACGGAAUACCCCAUUCAAUCCCCAUUCAAUCAAAAACAAAUGAUUAUUGAGUAAAUAGCUUAUUUCUUGUCUUUCACAGCUGGGGACUAGAGACAUUAUAAACUUACUGUUUAUCAGCAACAUGCAUAGCAAGCUGCUGAAAUACAUUUUUUUAUGAGAAAUUCUACCAGCAUGUUGCUAAAACUCAAAUCUGGAGGCCAGUUGUCAUCAACAGAAGUACUGCACCUGUGCUGUCAAUCUUUUGAUUAAGUAGCAACCACUUCCAAUUAGUAUUGAAGCGUGUUUCACAGAAAACCCUCAUAAGAAUUGUUUGGCUUUCAGAUAUCAUCUACAGGUGUUUGGUCCAAUUUACACAUCUGGGUGGUGUGUUAAUGCGUUCUCUCAGUGGUGUUGUGAUAGCAACCACCACAAACCCUCUUGAACUAAGAGCAUCUGCAGAGGUUGAAUUGAUGAAUUUAGACCCCAGGCCUGUCAAUAGUUUGUUUUUAGUGAAUAGCUAGCUACAUACCAUUGCAGCAAUGGCACAUCUGCUCAUUAAUAAGGUCAAAGCCAUCAACUCCAUCCAUCAGUUUUCAAGGCUAGGGCUGUGAGGUACUGCUCACCUAGUCAGCCAACUUCUUAGCAGAGAGACACUACAGUCAGGUGCUUUUUGGUCCCAGCCAGAUGAUUCAAGAUCAAAUCCAGACCCAGGCAACUGACCAGCCACAAUUUGGAUAUGGGCUUGAAUCUCAAUUUGGACUCAAAGAGCAGAUCUUUGAUCCCUAGAUACACGGAGAGCACAAAUACACCGUUUUGCACUAAAUUUCUUUACUUAUGCUUACAGUGAUCAAAAGACAGACAGUAUGGAGUGUGAUUUUGCAUUUGGAAUGCCAGAAAUACUGGGGAUUAACAGUGUACCUCAACUGUAUUCAGCAGUGCUUUAUUGAACCUUCAGUAAACUCAUUUUUCAGUGAGCACUAAAACCAAAAGGAAUUGGACUUCAAGAUGCACUUGUUAGCAAUGUCGUUAGUUUUACAAUAACUGUUUCCUGUCCUAGUGACUGUGUAUCUGAAGCUAUCUUAAAGUAUCCCUAUGGCUUGACCAGCACAGUCAUACACUUCCUUGAGCCUUAGAAAAACAAAAAUAGUCAAGUCUUAAAAUACAGAUAUAAACUACACCAAACUCAACUACACAGUGAUUGGAAUAGGUGUGGAGGUGGUGCUACAGCUAAGGCAUGACAAAGAGUCUUUAAAAUACUAGCAAGUACACCUUACAGAAGCCCUGAACCGCACAGUGAAAAUAAAAAUGAAGGCGAUUAUCUCGUACGUAUGUGCGAGUUUGUUUGUGGUACAUCCGAGAUAGAUAUAGAGAUAGUUUAUCAUACAUACAAGAAACUAUCUUGUACCUAUGAGAAACUAUCUUGUAUCUACUAGAUAAUCUCCUUCAUUUUUUUUUUUCACUGUGCUAUAUAGGGCUUCCAUGACCCCUCUUAAACAAACCCCUUGUGCUCCUGUGAGAGCUUUUAGCAGGAUAUUCAAGUCACACAAGUAUUGAACAGCUUGCAAUGACACCUUUGAUUAUAAUAAUUGCCUUGAGGAGACCAUGGUUCACUGUGACUAAAGGUAGCGGGUCACUUAAGGGUUAAAUGAUAGGGUAGUAUUGAGGCUGGUGGCCUAAAUCACUGUAAAAAUUUAAAGAUAUGUUACUUAGGGAUACUAUUGAAAAACAGCUGUGUUGUUUAAUAUUGUUUGGCUUGCAAAUAAAAAAAUAAAGAUAAAAACUAAAAACAACUCAGUAACACUGUUACUGCUGUACCAAAUAUAAGUUUAAAGGAAACUCAGACAGGUUUCUAAUCAACUAAUAAUAGGAUAAACAUUGAAAUAAAAUGUGCAAUCCUUUGUUUAAAAAAAAAAAGCUUUGGUGAGCAACCUCUUUAUUAAAAUGCAGAAGAGGUUAUAAAAUAUGUCCACAUAAUGUGUGUCUUGAGCUAUGAUAUGCGCAAAUCAAUUAUGAAAUGAUUGUUUAUCAUUCACUUUUUCUGCUUCUUUGCGUGCAGAUAUUAAAUGUAAUACUAGUGUACAAUUUAUUUUGUGUAAGGUGCACUGUGAUUUAUAAAGAAUGCACAGUAACGUCACAGUUUUUUGUCUUUAUUACACUGAAAGUGUUUCUUUUUUAUUUUUGAAAUAUGUUGAAAAGUAUGUUUGUUGUACUACUGUUUCCUUUUGAAAACCUACAGAUUCUAAAACAAAUAAAUAACAUUUUUGAAAAGAAUUAGAAAUGCAGAAUUAUUCAGUAGCCUGUGUGUCAUUUUACAACAGAUAAAAAUAAGUCAAGAUCUUAUGUACAUUCUAACUUGAACUGUUUACAAGUAACAAAAUAAUUGAAUGUUUUAAUUAGAAUCCAUGUUGACAAACAUAUCAUGUGUGUGUCUCACUAGUAUAUCACAUUCAGAGUUUAUUUAUUAAAAUGACUGGAGCAGAUUAAUCAUGUUAUUGCUCUCAUUUUUUUGCGCACAAUAAAAGC